AUGGCAUGCGUCACCAGCAUAGCUGACUACGGUUCAAUUUUAUGGUGGAAAGGGCAAAACCAAUUCAAGAAAAUCCUUCAAUCCUUGCAAAACCUCGCCCUUCGAAAAAUCCUAGGAGUAUUCAAAACCUCACCAAUAAAACCAAUGGAAAUAGAAGCCGCAUUGUGCCCUCCAGAAGUACGGCUAAAUGCUGGAAUCAAACAAUACGCAUUUAGAUUAUUGAAAAUCUCGCCUUCUCAUCCUGUCAAUUUAGUAGCUACAAAGCUGGCUACAGAAAAGGAGAAUCAAGAUGUAGUUGCAACCCCUCAAAGAAAGCAAUUAAAACCUACUCAACUCGAAAAGAUCAAAAAUUCAAUUCAGAAAGACUUCGAUCCUCUCACUUUAGAAGGAAUCCAUCACUUCUACUUUCCUCCUUGGAAGAAAGAAGUUCCAUAUAAAGUCAAUAUCAGCAAAUUAGGAAAAGAAGAAGCUGCGAUGAUCCACAAUCUGGCUUUCAAAUAA
Sclerotinia sclerotiorum 1980 UF-70 is the source of this 501-nucleotide messenger RNA. RefSeq lists its product as hypothetical. The coding region runs from base 1 to 501 and encodes 166 amino acids. The transcript has a single exon. Lineage: Eukaryota; Fungi; Ascomycota; Leotiomycetes; Helotiales; Sclerotiniaceae. The record is from RefSeq and is a predicted model, not a curated record.